Messenger RNA from Carassius gibelio (silver crucian carp), 4800 nucleotides. RefSeq lists its product as uncharacterized. The record is from RefSeq and is a predicted model, not a curated record. Gene Ontology annotation, molecular function: nucleic acid binding. Bases 46 to 4362 code for a protein of 1438 amino acids. Gene Ontology annotation, biological process: DNA integration. Lineage: Eukaryota; Metazoa; Chordata; Actinopteri; Cypriniformes; Cyprinidae. The transcript is spliced from 2 exons.
UCAAAGUGCCGUGGGUUUAGAGGAAAACCCCUGGAUGAAAGAAAAAUGUACCUCAAAGAGCAGUCUAUCUGCUUCAGGUGUUGCAAUUCCACUAAACACAUAGCAAAGGAAUGUGCAGCAGCUGUUAAAUGUAGAGAGUGUAACAGUGAUCGCCAUGUCUCUGCAAUGCACCCAGGAUCAGCUCCAUGGGCAGUGGAAUCUCCAGUAACACAGCAAGAGCAGGGCGGGGAGCCUGAAGGUGAUAUAUUAUCUGAGGUUACUUCUAAGUGCACAGAAAUCUGUGGCAAAGCUCUUAGACCUAGAUCAUGCUCAAAAAUCUGUUUGGUGGAUGUUUACCCAUCUAACUCCCCUGGAAAGGCUAAGAGGAUGUAUGUUGUUCUGGAUGACCAGAGUAACCGGUCUCUAGCAAAGUCUGACUUUUUCGAGCUGUUUGGGAUCAAUGGAGAUUCUUUUCCCUAUACUCUUCGUACAUGUGCAGGCACAACAAAGACAAUGGGAAGAAGAGCAGAUAAUUUCAUUGUUAGUUCACUGGAUGGGAAAACUCAAGUGUCACUUCCCACACUCUUAGAAUGCAACAUGUUGCCGGAAGAUCGCGACGAAAUUCCUACUCCUGCAGUUGCACAAUACUUCUCUCAUCUCAAGCCAAUGGCUGACAAAAUACCACCUUAUGAUGCAAACGCUCCCAUUCUUCUUCUUUUUGGAAGGGACAUUCUAAGUGUGCAUAAGGUUCGAGAACAGUGUAAUGGACCUGGUAACCUGCCAUAUGCUCAGCGUCUUGACUUAGGCUGGGUCAUUGUGGGAGAGGUUUGUAUGGGAGGAGUACACAAAUCCGAGACUGCAAAUGUUUUCAGAACAAACAUAUGGCAAAAUGGACGGACAUCUUUUUUCACACCCUGCUCAAAAGGAAUUCAGAUCAAAGAACAGUUUGGUACUCCAAAUGAUCAAUACCAAUUCUGCUGUCCUGUCUCAAGCUGUUUCACGGAUCACCUGGGUGAUAACGUCUUUCAGAGGACUCCUGAGGAUGAUAAGCUUUCACUGUCUGUUGAGGAUAACAUCUUCCUUGAGGUUAUGAACAGAGAAAUGUACAUGGAUGAGUCAAACCACUGGGUAGCUCCCUUACCAUUCCGUUUACCUCGCAGCCCACUGCCGAACAACCGAGACCAGGCAAUGAAACGUCUUAAUGUCCUCCAGCGCACCUUACAAAGGAAACCCGAGAUGGCCAAACACUUUGUGGAGUUUAUGCGAAACUUGUUCAUCAACCAACAUGCAGAAAUAGCUCCCCCACUGCAGCCUGAUGAAGAAUGCUGGUAUUUACCAAUAUUUGGUGUGUACCACCCUCUGAAACCUGGGAAGAUUAGGGUCGUCUUUGAUUCUAGUGCACAGUAUGAAGGCGUCUCGUUGAAUAGCAUUCUUCUUCGUGGACCAGAUCUAAACAACAAGCUCCUGGGGGUCUUGAUGCGAUUUCGUAGGGAGCAGAUUGCAGUUACAGCUGAUGUAGAACAGAUGUUUUACUGCUUCAAGGUCAGGGAAGAUCACCAAAACUUUCUGAGGUUUCUGUGGUUCAAGGAUAAUGACCUAUCCAAAGAAAUCACAGAGUACCGAAUGACAGUUCAUGUUUUCGGUAACAGCCCGUCGCCAGCUGUGGCAAUCUUUGGGAUGAGACGAGCAGCUGAGUUUGGAGAAGACGAGCAUGGAAGAGAAGCCAAGCACUUUGUCCAUAAAAAUUUUUAUGUGGACGACGGCCUGAUCUCUGUAUCCAGUGCCGCUGAAGCCAUCAGUCUACUGAAAAACACCAAAAACAUGUUAGCUGAGUCAAACAUCAAGCUUCACAAGAUUUCAUCAAACAGCCAUCAAGUAAUGGAAGCAUUCCCUCCAUCUGAAAGAGCAAAUGACCUGAAGGAUCUGGAUUUGAGUGUCGAUCCUCUUCCUCUCCAAAGAAGUUUAGGGUUGAGCUGGAACUUAGAGACUGACUGUUUCACUUUUCAGGUGUCUACAGUAGUUAAACCAUUCACACGACGGGGCAUACUUUCAACAGUUAACAGUCUCUAUGAUCCUUUGGGAUUUGUUGCACCUGUCACCAUGCAGGGUAAGGCCUUAGUAAGAGAGCUGUCAUCAGAGCAGUUUGACUGGGACACGCCACUCCCAUCUGAUAAAGAAGCCCAGUGGAAAGCAUGGACAGAUUCAUUAGCAGAUCUCAAGGAAGUCCAGAUUCACAGACCCUAUGUUCCAGUCUCGAUUUCCAACACUUCCAAGAGAGAGAUAAUCAUUUUUGCUGAUGCCUCUACAUUAGCCAUAGCAGCGGUUGCCUACCUGAGGGUUGUAACUACAGACGGUCAGUGUCACAUUGGGUUUGUUAUGGCCAAAUCAAAGUUGGCACCAUACCCUGCUCACACAGUGCCACGUCUAGAGUUGUGUGCGGCAGUUCUUGCUGUCGAGCUGGCAGGAUUGAUUAAAGAAGAGCUGGAUGUGGAUCUAACUGCAGUAAAGUUCUACACAGACAGUAGAAUCGUUUUAGGAUACAUCUACAAUACUUCCCGGCGAUUCUAUGUGUAUGUUGCUAAUCGAGUGGCCCAAAUUAGACAUUCCACAAAGCCAGAACAGUGGCAUCACAUUGAUUCAGACCUCAAUCCGGCAGAUCUCGGCACCAGAUUCAUUCCAGCAGCUAUCCUACCUCAAACUAAUUGGUUCUAUGGUCCAGGAUUCCUCCAUCACCCUAUUCUCAGGGAAACUCCUGAAAAUGAAUCAUUUGAGCUUGUAGAGCCAGAGAAGGAUCAGGACAUUCGCCCACAUGUAGUAACCUUUGCCACGCAGACAACAGAACAGUCUCUGGGAUCACACAGAUUCGAACGCUUCUCUGAGUGGAGAUCUCUUGUAAGAAGUAUAGCCAUGCUGGGCCAUGUUGCAAAAUCAUUUUCUCAAGACAGAAAUACCGGGGAUUGCGAAGGAUGGCAUUGGUGCAAUAAAUGUCUCCAGUCUGAGCGCACACAAGCAAAGACUUCUAUUAUUAAAUGUGUGCAGCAAGAGCACUAUAAAGAUGAAUUCAAGAGUUUGGAGAAAGGUGAAGAAAUCUCACAGCAAAGUGCUCUGAAGAGACUAUCUCCCUUUGUAGACACUGAAGGACUUAUUCGAGUGGGAGGUCGCUUACAAUCAGCAGAACUGUCUGAACAGGAAAAACACCCACUAAUAAUUCCAGCAAGUCAACACGUAGCCACGUUGUUGGUCAGAUACUACCAUGAUCGAGUGGCACAUCAAGGACGACAUCUAACUGCCGGUGCAGUACGUUCAGCAGGUCUCUGGAUUGUAAAAGGAACUAAACUAAUCAACCGUGUGAUUCAUCAAUGCGUUCUCUGUAGGAAGUUAAGAGGUAGACUCGAAGAACAGAGAAUGUCAGAUUUACCUAUGGACAGAGUGAAAGUGGAUCCUCCAUUCACUCAUGUGGGUCUGGAUGUUUUUGGGCCAUGGAACAUAAUAUCACGCCGCACUAGGGGUGGCAGUGCUGAAAGUAAAAGAUGGGUUGUCAUUUUCUCUUGCUUAAGUACAAGGGCUGUUCAUUUGGAAGUCAUUGAGUCCAUGUCAACCUCAAGCUUCAUUAAUGCCCUCAGACGGUUUUUGGCAGUUCGCGGACCAGUCAAACACUUCAGAUCCGACAGAGGAACAAAUUUCAUCGGAGCCUGUCGAGAACUGAAAAUCAAUGCAGAUGAUCCAGAACUAAAAGGUUACUUGCAGGAGCAAGGUUGCGUAUGGACAUUUAAUGCUCCCCACUCUUCCCAUAUGGGGGGAGCUUGGGAAAGAAUGAUCCACAUAGCACGGAAUAUUCUGGAUGCAUUGCUGCUAAAAACCGGCCUUUCCCGUCUUACCCAUGAGGUUUUGACUACUCUCAUGUCCGAAGUCAUGGCAAUAAUGAAUGCUAGACCUUUACUUCCUAUUUCUUCUGAUCCAGACACAUUGGAAGUUCUGUCCCCUGCCAUGCUCCUCAAUCAAAAGGCUAGCACUGUACCAGCACCUCUUGGGGACUUUGACAUUAAGGACCUCUACAAGAAAGAAUGGCGACAAGUUCAGUGUCUGGCGGAUGCUUUUUGGAAAGCUUGGAGGAGAGACUAUCUUGCAACAUUGCAAGUACGGAGGAAAUGGACUGAGAAAAGACGGAACCUCGAGGAAGGUGAUGUUGUCUUGCUUAAAGAUUCCAAAGUGAAACGUAGUGAGUGGCCAAUUGGACUCAUUGUGAAAACCAUACCCAGCAGUGAUGAUAAUGUGAGGAAGGUGGAGGUAAAGAUAGUUAGAGAAGGAUCUGCUAAGGUAUACCUAAGGCCUGUCUCUGAAGUAGUACUACUCCUGCCUGGGACGUCACAGAAGGAUCCAUAAUGGUAUAAUAAUUUAUUAUACCAGGCGGGGAGUGUGCUGUUACUUAUGUCUAGAAGUGUUUCUUUUCCGCCUCCUACUGGACAUUUAAGGUACUGCACUUUGUUUGCCGUUUACUUUCGGUUUCUCUCAGUGAAUGCAGUCGGGAAGAACGUUCAUACAGUUCCUAUGGGCUAUUGAUUCCAUCGUUAAAACCUUGGAAAUAUAUGUCUUUUUACAUAAAAGAAGUGAGAAGAACAAUCACCAGUAAAGUCACUAAAGUUACGAAGACUGCUUUCUGGAGUUCUUUUCUGAAAUUGUACGCUAUCUGUUAAGCCUUUGCCCAAGCAACGCAAUUGGUCAGAACAGAAUAUCAGGCUUUGCCACCAUCCCACAAAGUGGCAACCACCUCAGUGUGUUAAAUGCCCAGGUAGUGAUCGUGACCAUCACCCGGUGCCAGAU